Sphaeroforma arctica JP610 is the source of this 2519-nucleotide messenger RNA. RefSeq lists its product as hypothetical. Lineage: Eukaryota; Ichthyosporea; Ichthyophonida. The transcript has a single exon. Gene Ontology annotation, biological process: nuclear-transcribed mRNA poly(A) tail shortening. The record is from RefSeq and is a predicted model, not a curated record. Bases 144 to 2411 code for a protein of 755 amino acids. Gene Ontology annotation, cellular component: P-body. Gene Ontology annotation, molecular function: protein binding; mRNA binding; translation repressor activity.
CUGUUGGAGGUGACUGUAGGUGCCUAUUCGUCAAGUUGUGGUCAGUAUUAGAGAAUCAUUCGAGGUCAGUCUAUAUCACAACGAAUCGCCUACAGUACAGCCCUGACCACCGGGUAGCAUCUUGAGCUAGAUUCGUAUUGGAAAUGCGUGGAUAUUCUAUUGCACAAAACGGAGGUGUCUUUGCAUCACGCCCAACAAUACCGAAGCAGCUACCCGAUCAUUAUACUAUGGAGAAUAUGACGGAUGGAUUUCCUGGAGAAGAUCUAUCAGACUUGAAUCCUCAUGCUCGCCCAUUUUGGACGGAUUCGAAUGCACCGAAGGGCGUUGAGAAUUCUGGAAUAAAAAACGAUGGUAAAUCUUCGGAGUUUGGAAAGCAACGUAGAGAUACAGAAGACAAAUCGUCUGUCAACAACGGACAACAAACGUAUAAAAAUUCUGUACCAAAACAUUUGCGACAGCUUCAUCCUGGUGUAAAUCGACGCCAUACUAUAUCGACGCAGGAUAGUUCGUCCCGCAUAUCGCAGGGUAAACGCAACACAGACCAUGGGCAGAUCACUGCUCGAUCUGACAACUAUGCACGCAAAUACAAUCUGAGAGGAAGUACAAACGCCCCCAAGUCUCAGCUGGCGAAAAGUAUGUCAUCCUCAGAGGCUCACGCGCGCCCGAACAGUUCUUCAGGGGUAUCCUUGUGGAAUCAGAACAAAACACGAGCUUCUCGCUCGAACAGCCGUGCCUCUCCGAUCUCACGAGUAAGGAAAGGCAAAGGUGCGUUGGCGUUGGACGAUGACACGGGCAAAGGUGAAAAGGGCCAGCAACGUAAGCGAAGAUACUCCGUUGAUACGCUGGAUUUCACAGAGCUACAGAAUUUCGAUGUGCCUUCAUUUCUUAAGCACAUACGUCUGCACAAGUACACCGACACCCUUGCAGAGCACAAUGUUGUGUUUUCCAAGCUCAUCCAGAUGGACGAAGACGCGCUAGAACAGACUGGGGUGCACGCCAGAGGCGCUCGAUUGCGCUUGCUCAAAGCAAUUGAUCGAUACAAUGAGUUCAUGGCUGAAAACUGGAAUUGUCAGGCUGAAAAUGAGCCUCUGCCUGCGACUAUGUCUUCGCCCCUAAUGCGCAAUCCACCGCAAUCCUCGAACUUGUCAAGCUACAGUGACACUAAUUUCGAAAUCUCCAAUUCAGCUGCGAGAGUGAGUCAAGCGAGUGAGGAGAAGAUGUCAUUUAGAUAUCCUGUUAAAUUGCAGCAAAACAUGGCAUCGGCUCACAACGCUCAGCAACCAGUGAACUUUCGCCUUUUGCAACAGGACGUGAUCUUCCGCAACCCUGAGCACAAAGUUGAGCAUCACUCUUUCGUUGAACCUUCGCAUAUGCGAGCAAUCCCCGACGCUGAUAACAGUAUGCACUCGGCAUCGGUCGGUCAUACUUCACGUAUGUCGAGUAUCUUCGAUAGAAAUGAUGAUAGGGUGUUCUCAGCCAACUCGACACAGGCGCAGAAUUUGAAUGAUAUUCCGAAUGUGGAUGCUCAAUACCGUGAUGUAGGUGAUAUGGGAUCAGCUUUUAAUUCACGCGCAAGUGGCAGGCCAAUUAUGAUCCCAAAUCAUGUAUCGGAUAAUCUGAGACGGCCACGUGCAACUUCCGCACCGCCUCCCCGAAGUUCUAUGUUUUCUUGGCCACAGACAUUGAAUUCGAUGGAUACGAUGCAGUACGAGGCUUCUUCAAAUACUUCUGAGGUCAUUAUUCAAGCUCCCCUCGGACUUUCGGGCCCUCCAACCUCUCGCAUCGGUGAUGUGAUGAAUUCAGGUGGUCCAAGAGACUACGUGCCUAUGGGGCUCGGCCAGCAGCAGCAACAUACGAGUGGAACCGGUUAUAGUGAGGUUUCAGAUUCAAACUUGAAGCUGGAUGAAGGAGUACUCGAGCAAGGUAUGCGUUUGUUGAAUCUACUCGAAUCGAACGAGGAUGUCAGCGAUAAGAAUAAUGAUUCGUUUGAGGAAGUAUCAAGCUUCUUCAGUUCGCCUUUCGGCGGUCCCAAUGUAGGUGCUCAACAAGACAACAGACCAGAUCAGGGAAGCUAUUAUGGACACGGGAAUGAAUCUUUGUAUGCAUCACCCGCUCGUAUGUCCAAUGGCACCCAGCCCUCGCAGAACGCUGGACGUUUAGUGGAUGAUCUCACUUGGGUGAGAAGAGAUGCCUGGGCCGGGCCCAGUCUUCAAAGCAACCACAAUCAGCACGCACAGUUGCACGCCAAUGCACACGCACAUGCACAUGCGCACACGAACCACGUAUACCCGAGCCACGCGAUGGAGCAGACAUUCCGACAGGCGCAGAAGGUCACUGGUAGACAUCCUAGUAGUACUAGCCCGGGCAGCUUGGUUGAACCAACGCUUGCCUCGAUGUAUGUAAUGAGAUAGUUUGGUUGAUCCAGCGCUAGCGUCAACGUACUGGAUGAGAUCGUAUCUCAUUAUUGUAACAAAAUCCCCUUUUUGGAAAUGAACAGGAAUAAAGCACAUAGAAACUAG